AUGACGGAUUGGGAUCUCGGUUCGCUACCCUAUUACAACCCUCGCAAGAACCGGAAAGUAGCUCUAGUGACAGGUGGAAACAGUGGUAUUGGAUGGUACACGGUUUUACAUCUUUACAUGCAUGGCUUUGCCGUUUAUGUUGCCGGACGAAACGCUAACCGAGUAUCUCGAGCUUUGAAAGAUAUAAAGAAAGAGGCCAAGGCUCGAAUACAGAAGCUGGAUCCCGGAGAAAGACACCCGGUGGGUGAGCUUAAAUUUUUGUCGCUGGAUUUGACACAAUUGACGACGGUCGAAAAGGCUGCCAAGACGUUCCGAAGUUUAGAGACUACGCUUGACGUUCUCAUCAAUAAUGCUGGUGUGAUGGCCCUUCCUUACAGUAUAACAGAGGAUGAUUUCGAAAUCCAGUUACAGACUAACUAUGUGGCCCACUUUCUUUUGACGAUGCUACUCUUGCCCAGCGUUGAACGGUGCCGUGGAAGAAUCAUUUCUGUAUCGUCAAUAGGGCACAACCUGGAGGUACAGUACUUUAGCCUUUCUCAAAGCUUUAAUUACUGGCCCAAUAUUCUAUUUACCUGGCUACGUUACGCAAUGGCCAAAACUGCAUCUAUUCAGUUUGCCAAAAUGUUGGCGAUCAAACAUCCCAAUGUGCUUUGCAUGUCCGUACACCCCGGCUUAGUCAUGAAGACAAACUUAUUCAGCUACUGGACGAGACUACCCAUAGUCGGAAUCUUUUUCUGGUUCUUUUUCCAGCUGGUGGGAUUCUUUUUAGGCGUUUCCAAUGAACAAGGUUCGGUAGCAACACUGAGAGCCGCACUAUCCACACAAUUUGAGCGCGAAUGGGAUAAUGGGAAGUAUCUUACCACAGGAGGCAGGGAAUCUAAACCCAGUUAUGUGGCCAAUAACCUAGAUCACGCUACUUCAACCUGGCUAUGGACCAUCCACGAACUGCGCGAUCGUGGUUUCGAUAUAUAG
Molecule: messenger RNA, 972 nt
Organism: Lachancea dasiensis
Lineage: Eukaryota; Fungi; Ascomycota; Saccharomycetes; Saccharomycetales; Saccharomycetaceae
Source: the annotation of a GenBank genome assembly